GUGACCCGGAAGUAAACAGAACGAGGCCACGCUAGAAUGCUAGUAGCGUUAGCUUGUGCUGAGAGGACGGCGGUGCUUCGUCGGGACGUUCGUUAGGUUUCUACAGAGAUAUAACGAUACGUGGUUCAGUUCCGAACAAUCCUCUUUAGCUAAAGUGUAGUAAAUGAGUGAAUACGUGUUGAACGUAAAGACAACGUGGCUGUGAUUGUGAGACUAGCAGAUGAUCAGAGCUGCUGCUGUUCAGAGGACUUUGGUGUUUGUUGGAGCUGAAGAUCUUCUGCAGCUGCAGGAACCAUGUCUUCAGAACCUCAGGAAGAUUCUGACAAAGAACAACUUUCUGCUGCUGAAGGAACCACCGUCCAGAACGAGCAGGAGCUCUGUGGUCAGAGCAGACUGAUGGAUUCCAGCUGGAACCCGCAGCUUCAGCUCCACAUUACAGUCCUCCCCCAGCAUUGGUCGACUGAAGAGGAUCUCUGCAACCAGCAGAGGAACUUCAGAGUGGACCAGGAGAAUCCAGAACCUCCACAGACUCCAGAGGAACUGCAGGAUCCAGAACCUUCAUCAAUGAAAGAGGAACCAGGAGAACUCUGCAUCAGUCAGGAUGAAGAGCAGCUUGAUCUGAAGCAGGAGACUGAAACCUUGAUGGAGAUUCCUACUUUGGAGGAACAUCUUGACAGUGAAGCAGAUGGAAACAAUCAGCAGAUCAGCGUCCUCCCUCAACGCUGGGUGAUAGAAGAAGAAGAUCUCUGGGACCAGCAGAGGAACUUCAGAGUGGAACAAAAAGAUCCAGAACUCAUGAAGACUAAAGAGGAACAGGAGGAACCAGAACCAUCACAGAUUAAAGGGGAACAGGAGGAACCAGAACCAUCACAGAUUAAAGAGGAACAGGAGGAACCAGAACCAUCACAGAUUAAGGAGGAACACAAAGGUUUCUGCAUCAGUCAGGAUGAAGAUCAGCUUGAUCUGAAGCAGGAGACUGAAACCUUGAUGGAGAUCCCUACUUUGGAGGAACAUGUUGACAGUGAAGCAGAUGGAAACAAUCAGCAGAGCUUUAAUGUAACUGAUAGUCAGGAUGAAGAAGGAAACCAACAUGAAGAAUCAACAUCAACUCCAGAUGAAGAGACAGAGCCACAGAACAGAGAUCAGAGGAAGAGAAGAGACAGAAGUCAUGUCCAAAGUGUGGCCAGCUCUCACAUGUCAGAAGGUCAGUGUGACUCUGAUGUUAACAAAAAGUUCCAGAAAGCAAGUUUUGUUAAGAAACACAAACAAUCCGCAAAAGAAAAGAGACUUUCCUCUGCAGGAUCUGGUAAAAGAACAAGAAUUCCGCAUGAUGUGUCUGUCCACAUGAGAACUAAGUCUGAUGAAAGACCUUAUGUCUGUAAAGAAUGUGACACAAGUUUUAGUCAUGCAUGUUAUCUCAAAAGACACAUGAGAAAUCAUACAGGAGAGAAACCUUUCAUGUGUAACGAAUGUGAUAAAAGUUUCAAUCAUUUAUCUAAUCUCAAAACACACAUUAGAACUCACACAGGAGAAAAGCCUUUUACAUGUAAACAAUGUAAUAAAAGUUUUAGUCAACCAUAUGACCUCAAAAAACACAUAAGAACUCAUACAGGAGAGAAGCCUUUUUUGUGUAAAGAAUGUGAUAAAGGUUUUAAUCAAACAUCUGACCUCAAAAAACACAUGAGACUUCACACAGGAGAGAAGCCUUUUUUGUGUCAAGAAUGUGACAAAAGUUUUAGUCUAAUAUCCUAUCUCAAAAAACACAUUAGAACUCAUACAGGAGAAAAGCCCUUUUUGUGUAAAGAAUGUGACCGAAGUUUUAGUCGCACAUCUCAUCUCAACACCCACAUGAGAACUCAUACAGGAGAGAAGCCUUUUUUGUGUGAAGAAUGUGACCGAAGUUUUAGUGAUCAAUCUAAUCUCAUAACACAUAUGAGAACUCAUACGGGAGACAAGCCUUUUUUGUGUAAAGAAUGUGAUAAAAGUUUUAGUCUAGAAUCUUAUCUCAAAAAACAUAUGAGAACUCAUACAAGAGAGAAGCCCUUUUUUAAAAAUAAGUGAAACUCGCAGCAGAGGACUUGUGAAGACAAAAGUAAUUGAACUACAAAGUUUCAAAUAUUGUAAAAAAAAAUCAUUUUUUCUCUUAUUUCAAGGGUCAUGUAAAAUCAACUUUAAAAAAAAGUGUAUUAUAAUGUUAAUUCCUCACUAUAAACAACCCCAAAUCAGUAUUUUGAUCCAUUCAGGCAUUUCUAAGUAAUUCUCUAAAAAUCUGCCCUCAGCACCAGCCCCUCCUAACCCACAAAAACAAGUGGAUUCUCACAAGCUGACAUCACUGUUACGCCCCAUUUUGUCUAGGGGUCUGGGGCAUAGCAGCACUUAAUUUUCACAAAAAAAAAAUGUGCGGCCAGUGCUAAACUAAAACUAAAAAGUCCAAAAAGCUGAAGUCCUCCAUACCACAUUGAUGCAGUCAUUCAAUGAAAAGGAGGAACACGUGAUUAUUGAAUGCAGACAAAAGAACACUUUUCUGAAAUCUGACAUGUGCUGAAAACAUCCUUUUUGAUUCUUCUGAUAUAAUAUUCUGAUUUUCUGAGACUAUCUUCUAGGUUUUCAUCAUCUAUCAGUCACUAUGAUCACAUUACUCAAAAUGAAGGAAUGUGUAAAUGAUUCUAUACAUCAUGAGUUUCACUUUUUGUAUGGAUUGACAAAAGUAUUAAACUUUUUAACCAUGUUUUUUCUUUUAGAUACACAUGUAAAUAUAAAUGUGUUGUUUUGAAUUAUGAGCUAUGUAAGAUUAAAAUUGUAAAGAUAUUUUGAUAAAGUUCAGUUUUUGUUGGUUACACUGUUAUUUGUAGAUUGUUGUAAUUUUAUUGUAUUGUUUAAAGUUGUUCAGUUACUCAUUUGUUGUAGUUUAUGUUUAUGUUGUAUUUUAUGUUGAGACAAUGUUGUAAAUGGUAAAUGGCGUGUACUUGUAUAGCACUUUUUACUAGGAAUGUUCCGAUCACGUGAUCGGAAAUCUGGCCCGAUCACGUGGUUGAUGACUCGAUCGAAAUCGGACGUUCUCCCUGAUCGGGAUCGGAUAUUUCAUUUAUUCUUCUUAUCAUCAGAGCUUUAUAUUUUAAUCUUAUUCUUCCGGAUAAAUACACCAGUAGAUGUCUGCAUGUCAUGAAGAAAUCACUAAAAUGUAAUUGCCAGAAAACACAGCAGAAAACAACGUCAGCUCAAGCAAUAAAAACAACAGUAAAGCUAACCAGGUCCUCACAGAUUCAGAUUUCCAGGAUCAGUAACUCUUUUAAAAAUGCUUUAAACUGGCAGUAAGAGUUUCUAUUGGUCCUAAGACAAACAACAACCUGUAAAGGCAUUUCAACAGAUAAAGGCAGAGUUUUUGUUUAUGUUUAAUGUUAAGCUCUUUGUGGUGCUGAGAGACAGAUGGCUACACAGCAGCUGCUAACUGCUACAUGCUAGCGCCGUGAUUUAACUCCUUAGGACCCGAGCUGUCCUUUGAUAUGCCUGUUUUAUUUAUCUG
This is a messenger RNA of Oryzias melastigma (Indian medaka), 3523 nucleotides long. RefSeq names its product zinc finger protein 436-like. The coding region runs from base 295 to 2061 and encodes 588 amino acids. The transcript is spliced from 3 exons. Gene Ontology annotation, biological process: regulation of transcription by RNA polymerase II. Gene Ontology annotation, molecular function: DNA-binding transcription factor activity; RNA polymerase II cis-regulatory region sequence-specific DNA binding. Lineage: Eukaryota; Metazoa; Chordata; Actinopteri; Beloniformes; Adrianichthyidae. The record is from RefSeq and is a predicted model, not a curated record.